AGCUACGUGAAGCUUCGAGUUGGCUCUGGACAGACUCCAUCAUCGUUUCCCUUACGAGCACUUUAAUCGACACCAGACUUACUACAGUUAUCAAUUUACAACGAAACGAUCUUGAAUUAAACCACACGAUACACCUUAACCAUAAUGAAUUCGGCCGAGCAAAACGGCUCACAACGUCUAAGCCCAGGCUAUGAUGCUCGAAUGUACUCCAAACGUGCACGAGAAAUUCAGCAAGAAGAAGGAAUCGGAAUUCAACCACCAUCUUUCCUUCUCCCUUCACUCUCCAUAAACUCUUCUACCUCUACUCCAGACCCUACCACCCACACCACAGCCUCCGGAGCCUCAACUCCUACUGUUUCCUUCUCCGAUCAGACCUCGACCUCACAGUCGCCGGGUACCACUUAUCGUCGUGCACGAGCAGGCACGAUGCCAUCCCGCUUCUCCCCUUCCCUCAUCCCCGGCUUUGACGAAGAAGACCUCAACUCUCUCCGCGGCUCACCCUCGCAGACUCCACUCCGCGAACGCAACAUGUCAGUCGAGACACCCUCCUCCUCGCGUCGUGCGGCGUACUUACAGGAGCCCGGGCACAUGUCCUCCCCAUCCUCUUCGUCCUCGAGGAACAGGAGUGGGAGUUUGACCUUACCGCAAAGACUAACCGCAUUCCCGUCGGGUAUCUUCUCGAGUUCGUGGGCGAGGGCGGGGGUUCCGGCGAGCCCUGCUCAGAGCGCGUUCUCACGUGAUGGAGAGGCUGAGCAGACCCCUGUCAAGACGCUUGAUUAUUUAGGAUUGGCGGAUACGCCUACGCCGCCCCGGUACAACCCUCGUGCUGCGGCUGGUGUUGGUGCCGCGUCCGGGUUGACGAAUGCUGAAGAGCGAUUGUUGAGUGAUUUGAACACCUUGAGACGCGACGCGAGUCGUAUUCGUUCUUAUUCUGUUAACGCGACUGAGAAAUACCAGGAAGGUGAUGAUGAGGAGGAGGGUGUUGGUGCGAGUGCGGCUGGGUAUGUGCAGUAUCUCCACCCUGACUCUGCACUUGAAUCUUCUGCUAUCGGAAGCCCGGGACGUCCCAGGGCCAGGACAGCGGGGAUCUUGGAUAGUCCCCCUGCAGGGUUGAUGAGGAAGUAUGGACACCAUUCCCACAGCCCUUCGCGCUUAGACAACUCUGUCACUGCUGCGGAGUUGGGCAUGGGCGGUGAUGAGUUCGGGAUGGGUGGGGAGGGUGAGACGCCCACUCGUGCGAUCUGGAUCGGGAAUGUACCGAGUACUGUUACGAGUGCGCAGCUUCUGGGUAUGUUUGGACAAUUCGGUGCGAUUGAGAGUGCACGCGUGCUUACCCACAAGAGCUGCGGAUUCGUUAACUUUGAGAAUGUCGAAAGUGCACUUUCUGCGCGGAACGCACUCAGCGGAAAGGAGAUCUUUGCCGGUGCGGGCGGUGUGAGGAUCGGGUUCGCUAAGGUCCCUGUUCCCUCUUCGAAUGCGAGUGCUGGGAUCAGUGGUGCCAAUACGCCUGAGUCUGCGGGUCCGUAUACUACUACGACGUAUAUUACCGAGACGACGCCUGUUGUCGGCAAUGCUGCUGAGUCUCUUGCGGCUGAGGCGGCGAGGUUGAGUAGGCCUGCAAGCCAGGAGCCUCAGAUGCCGGGGUUGACGGAGAUUGAAGAUGAUAUCAUUGGGAUUGUUCGGGAGUAUGGGGCGGGUGAGGAUGAGGUUGAUGAGUGUGUCGCCAUGAUUAGGGGCGCGUUGGAUAGGCAGGGUAUGUAUGAGACUGACAUCCCUUCUCUUCUUGAACCGAGUGGGGCUCGUAUCCAUGAUGCGCCCAAGUUGAGGGAGAUUAGGAAAAGGAUCGAUAAUGGCACUUGUUCGCAGGAGGAGGUCGAGGGGAUUGCGCUUGGUAUGUUGGGUGAGGUUGCGGAGUUGGCGAGUGAUUAUCUCGGAAACACUGUUGUGCAGAAGUUGUUUGAGUAUUGUUCGGAGGAGACGAAGGCGCUCAUGCUACGGGAGGUCUCCCCUCGUUUGGCGGAGAUCGGUGUCCAUAAGAAUGGAACGUGGGCCGCACAGAAGAUCAUUGAUGUGGCCAACACUGAGGAGCAAGUCGCCCUUAUUGUGGAGAAUUUGCGUCCGUUUACGAACCUGUUGUUUUUGGAUCAGUUUGGGAAUUACGUGAUUCAGUGUUGUUUGAGAUUUGGACGGCCUUGGAAUGAUUUCAUUUUCGAGACGAUGGUGGAGCAGGUUUGGGAAAUUGCGCAAGGCCGUUUCGGAGCGCGUGCUAUGCGUGCUUGUUUGGAGAGUCAUCAUGCUACCAAGGAGCAACAACGCCUGUUGGCGGCUGUGAUCACGUUGCGCGCUGUCCCGCUUGCGACGAAUGCUAAUGGUGCGCUGUUGUUGACGUGGUUGUUGGAUACGUGUACAUUCCCCAACCGACACGGGAUUGUCGCGCCGAGAUUGACACCCCAUUUGACGCACCUUUGUACCCACAAGCUUGCGAGUUUGACGGUGUUAAAGGUUAUUAAUCAGCGUCAAGAACCUGAGGCAAGGGAUGCGAUCUUGCAGGCUUUGUUCAUGAGUGCGAAUGAGAGGCCGCUGGAAGAAAUUCUUGGUGAUCAGGUACAUGGCGCGACCGUCAUUUUCAAGAUCUUGACGAGUCCAUAUAUGGACGGCGAACAGCGGAAUCAUGCACUGGACCGUGUAAGGGCCGUGUUGAUGAGGUUGAAUGUGCAUCCUGCUCAUGGAUAUAAGCGUCUCAUGGAUGAAGUUGGGUUGAGUACCCGGACCCAAGCGAGUCCCCCGAAGAACCAUCACCAUACCAUCCGGAACCACCAUGUCGGACAGAGGCGGCACGAUCCGUAUUCGUCGGCUGCGGCGUACUAUGCCAACAUGCCACCUGCGCACCUCGAGGCUGUUCCGCCCCGUGCUGCGGUCCUGGACCCGGCGACGCUGCAGGCGUUGGAGCAUCUUUCUCUUACGGGUGGAUUGCCACCACAGGGAUACGCGUCUGCUUCGCCACAAGCACAGGCGUUGCAAUACCAGCAAGCGCUUAUUCAGCAAGCACUUCAGCAGAGAGCCGCUGCGGCUGCCGCUGCGUAUGGUGCGUAUGGAGGUGGUGCGCCUCCUCCGCCCCCGCCUGGUUAUGGUGGGUAUGAUGGAUAUGGACAGCCUGUUGCUCCUGGGUACAUCAACCCACUUGUUGCGCAGCAAUUGAUGGGUGCUGGUACUGGAGUCGGUGGAUACCCCUACGCUGGACAGCCUCAGCAACAGCCGGGGAUGUACCCGCCAUACCAGCAGGGUGGUGGUGCCGGACGGGGACGCAGGCAAUACUAAAGUGUUUGCUGGGUAUAUAGAAGACGAGGUUGGUACGAUAGUGUAUGAUUUCUGUUUGGAUUUAUUUUGUUUAUCUGGAGCAUCUCCGCCAAAAAUGCUAUGAGCUAUGAGCCGUU
Molecule: messenger RNA, 3434 nt
Organism: Saitoella complicata NRRL Y-17804
Lineage: Eukaryota; Fungi; Ascomycota; Saitoellomycetes; Saitoellales; Saitoellaceae
Product: ARM repeat-containing protein
Exons: 2
Coding region: 145-3318 (1057 amino acids)
Molecular function (GO): RNA binding
Source: RefSeq, a predicted model, not a curated record